UGACGAGUUGCAGACUGUUGCAGACUAUUGCGUAAUACGCAGGCUAACCAAUGCAAGGGCUCAUUAGAACGGCUAAAGCCAUCUUUGCCUUUGCUUUUCCCAUCUGUUAAAAAGACAGAUUCCAAAUGAACUGUUGAUAUGUGAUUCCGUCGCGUGUGUGUGUGCUCCACGGGUACAUUAGCGUCUGUCAGUUGCGUGAAGGCAAUCGCUGGGGCUGCGUCACGCGGACAGUCGCCGCGAGAGGGAGGGAUUUAGCAAACGAGACAAUGCUCGCAUUUGUGCUCUCAGCUCGCUCUCGCUCGGUUACCGCUGAUGCACGCGCGGUUGAAGGGAGACGAAAGCGGACAGCUUGAGCCAGGUCGUGGGAGACAGCGACAGCGGUAAGGACGAUCUCCUCGUUGUACGACUUUGCGUGAGGGAGAGCAAAAAGCAGAGGGGCCGGCCUCGGAGACGCCAAGCCCACGUCGCCGGUUUUGGCCCUCACGGGGAAAAAGGCGUCGUACCGGCGGGAGGAGAACGGAAGAGAGGAGUCCGCUCGCGACGCGAUCAAAGACCCGGUGAGCUGCGUCGGUGCGACCGAGUGGGCAAAAGCGAGGGGCGAGCUGACCGUUCGAGAAGGGAAAGACGAAGAAGAGGAGGAGGACAAAGGGAGUCGUAGGCCUGCAGCCCAAACGCAAACAGGAUGACGGAGAAGAAAAUAAGUCUGCCUGCUAAGCUGAUUAACGGGGGCGUGGCUGGCCUGGUUGGCGUGACGUGUGUAUUUCCGAUCGAUCUGGCCAAAACCCGCCUGCAGAACCAGCAGGGCGCCCAAAUCUACAAAGGAAUGUGGGACUGCCUGGCUAAGACAGUACGCUCAGAGGGCUAUUUUGGAUGUUACAGAGGUGCAGCGGUCAACCUCACUCUUGUCACGCCGGAAAAAGCCAUCAAACUGGCCGCUAACGACGCCUUCAGACAAAAGCUCUCCGGAGAUGGGCAUUUGCCCCUCUGGGCGGAAGUUCUGGCAGGCUGUGGAGCCGGGACGUGUCAGGUGGUGGUCACCACUCCCAUGGAAAUGCUCAAAAUCCAGCUACAAGAUGCGGGGAGGCUCGCUGCCCAGCGGAAAGUCUCCACGCCGGCUCAGACUGCCGCUCCGCCAUUAGCGGAACCGCGGGCGGUCCGCUCCGGUGCUCCCCCGCGGACGUCUGCCACCAGCAUCACAGUGGAGCUGCUGAGAAGCCGAGGCCUUGCUGGUCUGUACAGGGGAGCGGGAGCCACCUUGAUGAGGGAUGUCCCUUUCUCGAUGAUCUACUUUCCCUUGUUCGCCAACCUGAACGCACUGGGGAGGGCCGAACACGGACGUCCAGGCGACGUGCGGGCGCGUGCCCCUUUCUGGCAGUCCUUUGCGGCGGGAUGCUCCGCAGGCUCAGCGGCAGCCGUGGCCGUCACACCGCUGGAUGUGAUAAAAACCCGACUCCAAACGUUGCACAAAGGUGACGGGGAGGACAGCUACAGAGGAAUGAUUGACUGCACACGGCGCAUUCUGAGAAGAGAGGGACCGUCGGCAUUCCUGAAGGGAGCAGCGUGCCGCGCACUGGUGAUUGCGCCCCUCUUCGGCAUUGCGCAAGGCGUCUACUUUCUCGGGCUCGGGGAGGCAGCGCUGGGAUCGGUGGGAUAAACGUCCUCGUCAGGGCUCGCGCGGUGUCUGCACGUUUCAUUCGGCGGAGUCGAUCUGCAGUCGAUACAAGGAGGCCACGAUCGACGUGCGGACCCGCCCGCCUUGCGACACGCGGGUCCUGUGCACCGCAUGUUCUGCGUCCCGCGGGGUUUGGAGCUUACUUCUGGACCCAGAUCAUCUUGUCUGGCUCUGUAGAAAAGUGACUGUAUGUUUUUCAGGCUGCUACGCAUUUGUACGGUUCUGAAUCAUUUCCUGUACUCCGCUCAGUUAUACACAUUAAAACACGGGCUCUUCUUUUACAUUCGUCCCACUCCGUCCGCGAGGUCCGACUCGUAAUCUUGGCUUCCCUACCCGGAUCGGGAGCCGCCGCCUGUCAGCAGGUCGUUUGCCCAUCUGACGCUAAUGAUUUAAUCCCCGCAUUCGCGUAGAAAAUAGACUUCCGGCCGAAAAGCCGCACGCUCCUCGGCCACUCUGUUUAAACCUCGCUUCCUCUUCGUCACAGCUCCGGAAGCUUGAAAAUAAUCCCAAGACAAUUGGGCCCAAAAUUCCAAUGGUAAAAGUGUAUGGGGAACAAAAUCAAGGCCGACAGACAAAUGGUCUUGAAUGAUCUGUAAUUUGUCCUGUUGAGCAUUGUGGUCCUGUUUCGUAAAAACAAUUAUGCACUUCAAUUAUCAUACAUUUUAUAAUAUAGAAAACACACAGACGCACACAAUGCUGCCGUUUGUGUAACUCGGUUAGAGUUUUCACAAUAUAGACUAAAGUGUCUGUGCGAAGCAUUUGCUUACUACUUGUAAAUAAAGAUACCAGCGGACUUCUGUGUCGACUUCU
Phycodurus eques (leafy seadragon) is the source of this 2482-nucleotide messenger RNA. RefSeq names its product solute carrier family 25 member 18 (gene slc25a18). Gene Ontology annotation, molecular function: L-glutamate transmembrane transporter activity; L-aspartate transmembrane transporter activity. The record is from RefSeq and is a predicted model, not a curated record. Bases 683 to 1654 code for a protein of 323 amino acids. NCBI's taxonomy places the organism in Eukaryota, Metazoa, Chordata, Actinopteri, Syngnathiformes, Syngnathidae. The transcript is spliced from 10 exons. Gene Ontology annotation, biological process: L-glutamate transmembrane transport; aspartate transmembrane transport; malate-aspartate shuttle.